This is a messenger RNA of Pseudonaja textilis, 22160 nucleotides long. The record is from RefSeq and is a predicted model, not a curated record. NCBI's taxonomy places the organism in Eukaryota, Metazoa, Chordata, Lepidosauria, Squamata, Elapidae.
GACCACAUGAUGGUUUAGGAGCUGAUGCAUCAGACUAACAUUGCUUUUGCCCAGCUUGUCUCAGGAGGGAGGACAGUCAGAGAGGCUUUGCUCCUAAGGAAAUUUAUUUAAAUAUAACGGGACUGAAGUUGGAGAAACACAUCAAGCACCCCAGAAGCAAAGCAAGAGAGCAUCCCUGCAGAUAAAUGGUGGGACGAGAGAAAUUAACUUCAUUAAGUUAAGUGAGUAGGUGGACAGGCUUUCCGCAAAGAUGGCAGAUGAAGACGAUUACGAUGAGGUUGUGGAGUACUACAUAGAAGAGGAGGUCGAGGGUGAACCAGGCGAGAUGACUACUGAGAUCACAACGACCACAUACAGCACUGGCUCCGCACCGUACACAGUAACAACAAGACAUACUUCAGAAACAAGCAGACAUCCUUCAGCAACAAGAACGCAUACUUAUGAAACAACCAGAACCACAACACAUACUUUGGAUAGUACAACACAACCUCCGGAAGCCAUAGACACUUCUCACAAGGCCUCCCAUCCUGUCAGAAAAAAAGUUGUACGGAAAAAAGUGGACACAUCUAAGUUUCGGACACCUUACUUGGAUCACAGUUCAAAAAUGCAAAAGCUCUUCAGCGAUAAAAAGUACAAGGAAAAUUUUGAAAAAGAAAAAGGAAAACCAUGUGGAAUAACAACUGAUACUCCCCUACAUCGGAGAAUUAAAAAAGUCCAGGACCAGCUCAGUGAGGUUAAGUAUCGCAUGGCUGGGGAGGCAGCUAGAACCGAUUGCCACCUUGAUGAGAAAGCAAGAGACAUUGAGCAUGCAAAGAAAGUUUCUCAGCAAGUCAGCAAGGUUUUAUACAAACAGAAUUGGGAAGAAAAUAAGGAAAAGUACUUGCUUCCUCCUGAUGCUCCUGAGCUUGUUCAUGCCAUAAAAAAUACAGCCUUAUUCAGUAAGAAACCUUACACUGAAGAGUGGGAAGCAGACAAGGCCCUCUUCUAUCCUUAUGAUGACAGUCCUGAACUUAGGAGAGUUGCAAAGGCACAGAAGGCCCUCAGUGACAUUGUUUACAAAAAAGGCCACGAUGAGCGGAAAUCAAAAUACACGCCUGUGCCUGACCCACUUGAUGUGGAGCUUGCCAAGAAAGUUACUCGACAGCUCAGUGAUCACAAUUAUCACGAAGGCUAUAAAAAGGAGAAGGGCAAAUGGAGCCAAACACCAUGCUAUGAUGUCGCAAUUGCCAAAAUGAACUCUGACAACUUGAGCCUGAGAAAAUACCAGGAAGACUGGGAAUCGAAGAAAGACAAUAUUUAUUUCAUGCAGACAGAAACACCGGAGUAUGCAGUUAAUAAGCGUGCUGGAAUUGCUGCCAGUAAGAUAAAAUACAAGGAAGAUUAUGAAAAAGCCAAAGGUUCAGCAGAUUAUAAUGUACUUCCAGCAACGGAGAAUCCAAUGCUCAGGCAUCUAAAAGCUGUUUCAAAUAAUAUAAAUGAUAGAUUAUAUAAGGAAGCAUACGAGAAAGCCAAAGCAAAAAGUAUAAACUAUUGUGAGACUCCAAAGUACCAAAUCGACAAUGUUCUGAAAGACUUUAGUGAUGUCAAAUACAAAGAGCCUUACAAAGCCAAUGUCUUGGGCCGGUACAUAGGCACCUUUGAAGACCCCUAUCAAGCACAUUGCAUGAAGGUGGCCGCUAUGAAGAGUGACAAAAACUAUAAAGCAGACUACGAAGAGGAAAAGGCUAACUGCUACUUCCCCCAGACCUUGACUCAAGAAUAUGAAGUCCAGAAGAAGCUAGACAAAUGCAAAGAUGUUGUCUACAAGAAACCUCCAGAUCAGAUUAAGUUUACUCAGGUGGCGAAUUCUCCUGUUCUGGUACAAGCACAGAUUAAUACCAAGCAAUUAAGUGAUAUGAAUUACAAAGCCAAACAUGAGGCAGAAAAAUCCAGAUGUUCCAUACCUCCAGAUACUCCUUUGCUUCUCCAGGCCAGAGUCAAUUCUUAUAAUAUCAGUGAUAAUUGGUAUAAGUAUGACUGGGAUCAAUCCAAAGCAAAGAAGUUUGAUAUCAAAAUGGAUGCUAUCCCGAUUCUGGCUGCCAAAGCAAAACAAAAAAUUGCAAGUGAUGUAAGUUACAAAAAGGGCUAUGAAAAGAGCAAAGGGAAGCUUGUUGGAGCUUUGAGUGUUGAAGAUGAUCCUAGGAUCAUGCACUCGCUGAAAGUAGCCAAGCUGCAAAGCGAUAGGCUAUAUAAGGAACCAUAUGAAAAAGCAAAAGGAGUAAGCAUUAACUAUUGUGAGACUCCACAGUAUCAAGUGGACAGUGUUCUUAAGAACUUCAGUGGGGUGAAAUACAAGGAGCCUUAUGUAACCAAUGUCUUGGGACGGUACAUAGGCACUUUUGAGGACCCCUAUCAAGCACAUUGCAUGAAGAUUGAAGCUAUGAAGAGUGACAAAAACUAUAAGGCAGACUAUGAAGACGAAAAGGCUAAAUGCUAUUUCCCUCAAACCAUAACUCAAGAAUAUGAAGCCAUAAAGAAACUGGACAUAUGCAAAGAUCAUGCAUACAAGAAACAUCCUGAUCAGAUCAAGUUUACCCCUGUGACAGACUCACUGGUUAUGGUACAAGCACAAAUUAAUUCCAAGCAGCUGAGUGAUUUGAACUACAAAGCCAAACACGAAGCUGAGAAAAACAGAUGUUCUAUCCCUCCAGAUGCUCCCUUAUUCCUCCAAUCCAAAGUCAAUGCCUACAACAUCAGUGAUAAUUGGUAUAAAUAUGACUGGGAUCAAUCAAAAGCAAAUAAAUUUGACAUCAAGAUGGAUGCCAUUCCAAUUCUAGCUGCAAAAGCGAAGCAAAAAAUUGCAAGUAAUGUUGAAUACAAAAAGGGUUAUGAAGAGAGCAAAGGCAAGUUAAUUGGAGCUCUGAGUAUUGAAGAUGAUCCCAAGUUGAUACAUUGCCAAAAAGUGGCCAAGCAACAGAGUGAUCUGCUCUAUAAAAAAGAUUAUGAAGCAUCAAAGACCAGAUACACAGCACCACUGGAUAUGAUUCCUGUUGUACAAGCAAAGAAAGCUCAGGCGAUCGUCAGUGAUACAGACUACAGGCAUCGGAUCCAUAAUUACUCCUAUCCUCCUGAUAGUAUUAAUGUGGAGCUGGCCAGGAAGGCUAAUACUAUACUAAGUGAUAAUGAAUAUAAAGCUGAUUACAACAGUUGGAUGAAAGGAUGUGGUUGGAUACCUUAUGGAUCCCUGGAUGCAGAAACAGCAAAAAGAACUUCAGGAUACGUAAGCGAGAAAAAAUACCGCCAGCCUCCAGACACUAUUAAAUUUACACAAAUUGAAGAUCAUCCUACUGUGGUUCAGGCUAAAAUCAAUCAAGCCCAGCGGAGUGAUGUACUUUAUAAAGCCAAAAAUGAAGAAUUAAUUCACAAUUAUAACCUCCCGGCAGAUGCGCCUCAAUUUAUCCAGGCAAAGGUUAAUUCCUACAAUAUCAGUGAUACUUACUACAAACUGGGUUUGGAAGACCUGAAAUCCAAGGGCUAUGACUUGAGGAGUGAUGCCAUUCCCAUUAUAGCAGCUAAAGCUGCCAGAAAGGCUGCCAGUGAUUUUGAAUAUAAGAAGGGCUACGAACAAGCCAAAGGCAAACUGAUUGGCUUCCAGAGCAUUCAAGAUGACCCCAAAUUAGUCCAUUAUAUGAAUGUGGCCAAGAUGCAGUCAGAGCGGGACUACAGGAAAGCUUAUGAGCAAAGCAAGACUAAGUACAACACUCCACUUGAUAUGGUGACUGUUGUAGCUGCUAAGAAAGCCCAGGAAAUUGUCAGCAAUACCAAUUACAAGAAUCCCCUGCACAAUUAUACGUUAUUGCCAGAUGAUAUUGGUGUGGAGCGAGCUAAAAACAUGAUGCAGAUUCAGAGUGAUAAUCUUUACAAGACAGAUUUUAAUAGCUGGAUGAAAGGAAUUGGGUGGAUCCCAAUUGGUUCCCUUGAAGCGGAGAAAGUUAGAAAAGCAGGAGAGGCUCUAAAUGAGAAGAAGUACCGACAGCAUCCAGACACUAUUAAAUUUACAAGUAUUGUGGAUUCUCCUGUCAUGGUCCAGGCUAAGCAGAAUGCACUUCAGCUCAGUGAUAUAUUAUACAAAUCUUCUGGGGAAGAAAUGAAGCAUACUUACAAUUUGCCUGCAGAUGCCCCUCAAUUUAUCCAGGCCAAAUAUAAUGCAGCUAAUAUCAGUGAUAAUUAUUAUAAAUAUGGCUAUCAGGACCUCAUAGCCAAAGGACCCAAUGUACUGGUUGAUGCCAUUCCAAUUACUCAUGCCAAGGCCUCAAGAAACAUUGCUAGUGACUUCAAAUACAAAGAAGCUUAUCAAAAGACUAAAGGCAAACAGGUUGGUUUCCGAAACUUGCAAGACGCUCCUCUGCUUGUCCAUUCCAUGAAUGUGGCCAAGAUGCAGUCUGAGCGUGAGUACAAGAAGGAUUAUGAGAAAAGCAAGACAUGCUACCACACACCAGUGGAGAUGGUCAGUAUCCAAGCUGCCAAGCAGGCUCAGGAUUUAGCCUCCAAUGUCAACUACAAACAUCUGAUCCAUCGCUAUACCUACCUGCCUGAUGCUAUGAAUGUGGAGCUGGCCAAGAAUCGGAUGCAAAUCCAGAGUGAUAUUGCUUACAAAGAUGACUACAACAACUGGUUGAAAGGUGUGGGAUGGAGUCCCUUGGGCUCCCUAGAUAUGGAAAAAGUUAGAAAAGCUGGCGAUGCAAUAUGUGAAUCUAAAUAUCGCCAGCACCCAGACCAAUUCAAGUUUUCAAGUUUGAUGGAUGCUAUGCCAAUGGUUUUGGCUCAUCACAAUACCAAACAGCUGAGUGAUAUAAACUAUAAGAUAGAAGGUGAGAAAGUGAAGCACAAGUAUCAUUUGGAUCCAGAUGUACCUGCAUUUAUUCAAGCAAAAGUCAAUGCCUACAAUAUAAGUGAUAAUUUCUACAAAGCAGGCUGGAAGAGGCGGCUUGCUGAAGGCUAUGACAUGAAAGCAGAUGCUAUUCCUAUUGUUGCCGCAAAAGCUUCACGCCACAUUGCCAGUGAUUACAAAUACAAGGAAUCCUAUGAGAAAGAAAAAGGAAAGCAAAUUGGCUUCCUUAGCCUGCAAGAUGAUCCUAAAUUGGUUCAUUAUAUGAAUGUGGCAAAACUACAAUCAGAACGUGAAUACAAGAAAGGCUACGAAAGCGGCAAAACUAAAUAUAAUUUACCUCUAGACAUGUUCAGUGUAGUGGCCGCUAAGAAAGCCCAAGAAGUUGUGACUGACACAAACUACAAACAACCUCUGCACCAUUACACUCUUCUUCCUGAUGCCAUGAGUAUGGAAUUGUCAAGAAACAGGAUGCAGAUUCAGAGUGAUAAUCUUUACAAAACCGACUUUAAUAGCUGGCUGAAGGGAGUAGGCUGGGUGCCAAUUCAAUCUCUGGAAGUGGAAAAUGCAAAGAAUGCCACUCAUAUUCUCAGUGAAAAUAAAUAUCGUCAGCAUCCAGACAAACUGAAGUAUACCAUUGACAUGGAUGCUAUGGAACAGGUGUUGGCUAAACAAAAUGCCCAUAACAUGGAUAAGAGGCGGUAUGUAGAAAAAUGGAACAAAGACAAGACUGAUAUUCACGUAAUGCCUGAUACACCAGAAAUACUUCUGUCCAGAGCCAACCAAAUCACCAUGAGUGAUAAAAUAUAUAGGUCUGGCUGGGAAGAGGAGAAGAAGAAAGGCUAUGAUCUACGACCAGAUGCUCUGUCCAUAAAAGCAGCUAAAACUUCCAGGGAUAUUGCAAGUGAUUACAAAUACAAAUUGGCCUUCGAACAAUCAAAAGGAAGGCAGAUCGGCUUCCGUAACGUAAAAGAUGACCCUAAGCUUGUGCACUAUAUGGAAGUUGCCAAGAUGCAAUCUGAGCGCGAAUAUAAAAAGGACUAUGAAAAAUCAAAGACCCGGUUCCACAUUCCUGUCGACAUGUUCAGUGUUGUGGCAGCCAAGAAAGCACAGGAAGUGGCCACUGAUACCAACUACCGGAAUAUUAUCCACACUUACAGCGCUUUGCCCGAUUCAAUGAACCUUGAAUUGGCCAAAAAUAUGAUGCAGAUCCAGAGUGACAAUCAGUACAAAGCAGACUAUGAUGAAUUCAUGAAAGGGAUUGGAUGGAUACCACUAGGAUCUCUAGAAUCUGAAAAGAAUAGGAAAGCCAUGGAGAUUGUCAGUGAGAAGAAGUACAGACAACAUCCAGACAAACUGAAAUAUUCUAUUCUAAUGGAUUCUAUGCCAAUGGUUCUGGCAACAAGUAAUGCAAAAAUAAUGGAUGAUCACCUUUACAAAAAGGAUUGGGAAGCAGCAAAGACGCAGAUUCAUAUCACACCAGAUAUUCCUGAGAUUCUUUUGGCAAAAGUCAAUGCAUAUAACAUCAGUGAUAAAAUAUAUAAACAUUCUCUGGAAGAAGUUAAGAAGAAAGGCUAUGACCUCAGAAGUGAUGCAAUCCCUAUUAAAGCUGCUAAAGCUUCUCGGGAGAUUGCCAGUGAUUACAAAUAUAAAUUAGGUUAUGAACAGGACAAGGGUAAGCUUGUUGGCUUCCGCAGCCUCCAAGAUGACCCCAAGCUUGUCCAUUACAUGCAAGUGGCCAAGAUGCAGUCAGAUCGCGAGUACAAGAAAGCCUAUGAAAGCAGCAAAACGAGAUACAACAUGCCUGCUGAUGCUGUCAGCGUUGUGGCUGCCAAAGAAGCACAAGACAAUAUUACCAAUGUCAAUUACAAAAGGCUCAUCCAUAAAUAUAUCCUUCUGCCGGAUGCCAUAAAUGUAGAACUGGCCAGAAACAUGAACCGGGUUCAAAGUGAUCAUGAAUAUAAGCAAGAUUAUAAUGAAUGGUAUAAAGGUCUUGGUUGGAGCCCUGCUGGGUCAUUGGAUAUUGAGAAGUCCAAGAAAGCCACUGAAAUUGCUAGUGAUACCAAAUAUCGCCAGCAUCCAAGUGCUUUCCCAUUUAAGAAGCUGACUGAUUCAAUGGAUAUGGAACUCGCCAAGCACAAUGCUGAUGUUAUGAAUAAGCGUGCAUACAUAAAUGCAUGGGAGAAAGAUAAGACGACGAUUCAUGUCAUGCCAGAUACACCAGAUAUUAUGCUGGCUAAAGCAAAUAAGUUUAAUUACAGCCAGAAACUGUACAAAGUUGGAUUGGAAGAAAUGUUGAAGAAGGGUUAUGAUCUCACUACCGAAGCCAUGUCAGUGAAAGCAGCUAAAGCAUCCAGAGACAUUGCUAGUGAUUACAAGUACAAAGAAGGUUAUCGCAAGCAACUCGGCCAUCAUAUUGGAGCUCGCAGUAUAGAAGAUGAUCCUAAAAUGUUGCAUUCUAUGAAUGUGGCCAAGAUGCAGAGUGAGAGGGAAUACAAGAAAGUUUUUGAGAAGCUGAAGACCAAGUACAUCAGUCCUGUGGAUAUGCUGUCAGUCUUGGGGGCAAAGAAUUGCCAGAAGCUGGUCAGCGAUAUUGAUUACCGUAAUUAUUUGCACCAGUGGACAUGCCUCCCAGAUCAAAAUGAUGUCAUCCAUGCCAGGAAGGCCUAUGAACUACAAAGUGAUCUUGCAUAUAAAUCUGAUCUCGAAUGGCUUAAAGGCAUUGGAUGGAAUACGUUGGGAUCUCUCGAGUCGGAAAAGAACAAGAAAGCUUCUGAGAUUCUGAAUGAAAGAACUUAUCGUCAACAUCCAGACACAAUUAAAUUCACAAGCAUUCCUGAUUCAAUGGAAAUUGUUCUGGCAAAAGAAAACUCAAAGCAUAGAAGUGAUAGACUUUACCGAGAAGCUUGGGACAAAGAUAAGACUCAGAUUCAUAUCAUGCCUGACACUCCUGAGAUUGUGUUGUCCAGAAUUAACUUAGUUAACUUGAGUGAUAAACUCUACAAAUUAGGAUUGGAAGAAUUGAAAAGGAAAGGCUAUGAUCUUCCACCUGAUGCCAUACCGAUCAAGGCAGCAAAAGCAUCUAGAGAAAUAGCCAGUGAAUAUAAAUACAAAGAGGCAUACCGUAAACAGCUCGGUCACCACAUUGGAGCUCGCAGUAUAGAAGAUGAUCCUAAAAUGUUGCAUUCUAUGAAUGUGGCCAAGAUGCAGAGUGAGAGGGAAUACAAGAAAGUUUUUGAGAAGCUGAAGACCAAGUACAUCAGUCCUGUGGAUAUGCUGUCAGUCUUGGGGGCAAAGAAUUGCCAGAAGCUGGUCAGCGAUAUCGAUUACCGUAAUUAUUUGCACCAGUGGACAUGCCUCCCAGAUCAAAAUGACGUCAUCCAUGCCAGGAAAACGUAUGACCUUCAAAGUGAUAUUAAUUAUAAAUCAGACCUUGAGUGGCUCAGGGGUAUUGGCUGGUGUCCUAGUGGUUCUUUGGAAGCAGAGAAGAAUAAGAGAGCUUCUGAGAUCUUGACUGACCAUGGAUAUAGGCAGCACCCUUCUACCUUCGCUUUUACCAGCCCUAUUGAUUCCUUACCUUUGGCUUUGGCAAAACAUAACUCAGAAAUUAUGAAUCAGCGUAUGUAUGUUGAUGCUUGGAAUAAAGAUAAAACCACUAUCCAUAUUAUGCCUGAUACUCCUGAAAUUCUACUGUCGCAACAGAACAAAAUCAACUUCAGUGAUAAACUGUACAAACUGUCAUUGGAAGAGGCCAAGAAGAAGGGGUAUGAUCUUCGGAUAGAUGCAAUUCCUAUCAAGGCUGCUAAAGCAUCCAGAGAUAUUGCAAGUGAGGUAUGUAGUUACAUGAUAUCAUACAAACAAGGUUAUCGCAAGCAACUCGGCCAUCAUAUUGGAGCUCGCAGUAUAGAAGAUGAUCCUAAAAUGUUGCAUUCUAUGAAUGUGGCCAAGAUGCAGAGUGAGAGGGAAUACAAGAAAGUUUUUGAGAAGCUGAAGACCAAGUACAUCAGUCCUGUGGAUAUGCUGUCAGUCUUGGGGGCAAAGAAUUGCCAGAAGCUGGUCAGCGAUAUUGAUUACCGUAAUUAUUUGCACCAGUGGACAUGCCUCCCAGAUCAAAAUGAUGUCAUCCAUGCCAGGAAGGCCUAUGAACUACAAAGUGACAAUUACUACAAGUCUGAUCUUCAAUGGUUGAAAGGUAUUGGGUGGGUCCCAAUUGGUUCCUUGGAUAAUGAAAAAGCCAAGAAAGCUGGAGAGAUCCUAAGCGAAAAGUUGUAUCGUCAGCCUCCAGACCGAUUCAAGUUUACAAGUGUGACAGAUUCUCUAGAAAUACUUUUGGCCAAGCAUAAUGCAGAAAAUAUGAAUAAGCGUUUGUACACUGAAGCUUGGGAUAAAGACAAGACGCAAAUUCACAUAAUGCCUGAUACCCCCGAAAUCACUUUAGCAAGACAGAACAAGAUCAACUACAGUGAGAGUUUAUAUAAGCUUUCCUUGGAAGAGGCAAAGAAGAAAGGGUACGACUUACGAAUUGAUGCAAUUCCAAUUCAGUCUGCCAAGGCAUCCAGAAUUAUUGCUAGUGAUUACAAAUACAAAGAAGGUUAUCGCAAACAACUGGGCCAUCACAUUGGAGCUCGUAGCAUAGAAGAUGAUCCUAAAAUUAUGCAUUGUAUAAAUGUAGCCAAGAUGCAAAGUGAGAGGGAAUACAAGAAAGUCUUUGAGAAACUGAAGACCAAAUAUAGCAGUCCUGUGGAUAUGCUGUCAGUCUUGGGGGCCAAGAAUUGCCAGAAACUAGUCAGUGAUAUUGAUUAUCGCAACUACUUGCACCAGUGGACAUGUCUACCAGAUCAGAAUGAUGUCAUCCAUGCUAGGAAAGCUUAUGAUUUGCAGAGUGAUAAUUGCUACAAAACAGAUCUUGAGUGGAUAAAAGGCAUCGGCUGGGUCCCUAUUGGUUCACUGGAUGUUGAGCGUGCUAAGAAAGCAGGAGAGAUCCUGAGUGAAAAGAUGUACCGCCAGCCUCCAGAGAAUUUCAAAUUUACCAGUGUGACAGAUUCUCUAGAAAUGGAAUUGGCCAGGCAUAAUGCUGAAACCAUGAACAAGAGGCUGUAUACUGGAGCUUGGGAUACUGAUAAACGCACAAUCCAUGUCAUGCCUGAUACACCGGAAAUUGUUCUAGCAAAGUUCAACAAAUUGAACUAUAGCCAGAAAUUGUACCGAUUGGCCAUGGAGGAAGCAAAGAAGGAUGGCUAUGAUCUGCGUCUUGAUGCCAUCCCAAUUCAAGCUGCCAAGGCUUCAAGAGCUAUUGCCAGUGAUUACAAAUACAAAGAAGGUUAUCGCAAGCAACUUGGCCACCACAUUGGAGCUCGUAGUAUAGAAGACGAUCCUAAAAUGUUGCAUUCUAUAAAUGUAGCCAAGAUGCAGAGUGAGAGAGAAUAUAAGAAAGUCUUUGAGAAACUGAAGACCAAAUAUAGCAGUCCUGUGGAUAUGCUGUCAAUCUUGGGGGCAAAGAAUUGCCAGAAAUUGGUCAGUGAUGUUGAUUACCGUAAUUAUUUGCACCAGUGGACAUGCCUCCCAGAUCAAAAUGAUGUCAUUCAUGCCAGGAAGGCUUAUGAAUUACAGAGUGAUAAUUGCUACAAAACAGAUCUUGAGUGGAUAAAAGGCAUCGGCUGGGUCCCUAUUGGUUCACUGGAUGUUGAGCGUGCUAAGAAAGCAGGAGAGAUCCUGAGUGAAAAGAUGUACCGCCAGCCUCCAGAGAAUUUCAAAUUCACCAGUGUGACAGAUUCUCUAGAAAUGGAAUUGGCCAGGCAUAAUGCUGAAACCAUGAACAAGAGGAUGUAUACGGAAGCGUGGGAUACUGAUAAACGCACAAUCCAUGUGAUGCCUGAUACGCCAGAAAUCGUCCUAGCAAAAUUCAAUAAGUUAAACUAUAGCCAGAAAUUGUACCGACUAGCCAUGGAGGAAGCAAAAAAAGAUGGCUAUGACUUGCGUCUUGAUGCCAUCCCAAUUCAAGCUGCCAAGGCUUCAAGAGCUAUUGCUAGUGACUACAAAUACAAAGAAGGUUAUCGCAAGCAACUGGGUCAUCACAUUGGAGCUCGCAGUGUGGAAGAUGAUCCUAAAAUUUUGCAUUCUAUAAAUGUAGCCAAGAUGCAAAGUGAGAGGGAAUAUAAGAAAGUCUUUGAGAAACUGAAGACCAAAUAUACCAGUCCUGUGGAUAUGCUGUCAAUUUUGGGGGCCAAGAAUUGCCAGAAAUUGGUCAGCGAUAUUGAUUAUCGUAAUUACCUACAUCAAUGGACAUGUCUGCCAGAUCAGAAUGAUGUCAUCCAAGCUAGGAAGGCUUAUGAUCUGCAAAGUGAUUCUCUUUACAAGUCAGAUCUAGAAUGGCUGAAAGGCAUUGGCUGGGUGCCUCUUGGUUCACUGAAUGUUGAACAUGUCAAGAGAGCUGGAGAAAUCCUAAGUGAAAACAAGUAUCGGCAACCUCCUCAUCAAAUGAAAUUUACCUGUAUCACAGAUGCUUUAGAUGUAGAAUUAGCAAAGCAUAAUGCUGAGAUAAUGAGCAAGAAAUUAUACACUGAAGCAUGGGAUGCUGAUAAAAUCAAAAUCAAUGUCAUUCCAGAUACCCCAGAAAUUCUGCUGGCCAAGGCAAAUGCUGCAAAUAUCAGCCAUAAACUUUAUGUCCAAGGAUGGGAAGAUACUAAGAAGAAAGGUUACGACCUGAGAACCGAUGCUAUUCCAAUUAAAGCAGCAAAAGCUUCGAGGGAUAUUGCUAGUGAUUAUAAAUACAAAGAAGCGCAUGAAAAGCAAAAAGGGCAUUAUGUUGGGGUUCAAAGAAUGGAAGAUGAUCCCAAGCUGGUAUGGUUUGCCCAUGCAGGCAAGAUUCUGAGUGAUCUGGAGUACAAGAAGAACUUUGAACAGUGUAAAGCAAACAUCCAUUGUCCCCCUGACAUGCUAUCAAUCUUAGAUGCUAAGAAUUGUCAGAAGUUGGUUAGUGAAGUGGACUAUCGCAAACAUUUGCAUGAAUGGAUGUGCCUGCCAGACCAGAAUGAUGUUAUUCAAGCAAGGAAAGCAUAUGACCUCCAGAGCGAUAAUGUGUAUAAGGCAGACUUGGAAUGGCUGCGUGGAAUUGGCUGGAUGCCAGAAGGCUCUGUGGAAAUCCAACGAGUGAAGAAUGCUCAGGAUCUGAUGCGUGAAAGGCUAUACCGGCAGCGGCCAGAUUCUCUGAAAUUCACAGCUAUUGUUGAUUCCCCGGACGUUGUCUUGGCUAAGGCCAAUGCUUUGAUGCAGAGUGGGGCUUUAUAUCGUGAAGUUUGGGAUAAAGAAAAAACACAGUACACCCUUCCACUUGACAUUCCUGAGAUCGUUCUGUCCAAAGCAAAUUCUGUGAACUACAGUAAAAAACAAUAUCAACUUGGAUUGGAGGAGUUGAAGAAGAAAGGCCAUGACUUAAGAUUGGAUGCUAUUGAAAUCCAACAUGCCAAGGCUUCUAGGAAUAUUGCUAGUGAGUACAAGUACAAAGAAGGUUACCGUAAACAAGUGGGACACCAUAUUGGAUGCCGAGAUAUUCAUGAUGAUCCCAAAUUAGUGUUGGCAAUGCAUGUAGCUAAACUGCAGAGUGAGAGGGAGUACAAGAAAUAUUUUGAGAAGUUUAAAACCAAGUUUAAUAGCCCAGUGGACAUGCUGUCCAUCUUGUUGGCCAAGAAAUGCCAGAAACUGGUUAGUGACAUUGAUUAUCGCCGCUAUCUCCAUGAAUGGAUAUGUUUGCCUGAUCAGAAUGAUGUCAUCCAAGCCAAGAAAGCCUAUGACCUACAGAGCGAUAAUCUUUACAAGUCAGAUCUGGAAUGGCUCCGUGGGAUUGGCUGGAUGCCGGAAGGCUCUGUGGAUGUGGUCAGAGUGAAAAGGGCUCAAGAUCUCGUGAAUGAGAGGUUGUACAAACAACGCCCAGAUGCACUGAAAUUUACCAGUAUACCUGAUCCACCUCCAGUUAUCCUGGCUAAGACUAACGCUCAACAGAUUAGUGAGAACCUGUAUCGGGAAGCGUGGGAUAAAGAGAAGGCACAGAUUAAUAUUCCUCUAGAUACCCCAUCAAUGCUGCUUUCCAAGAUGAAUGCUGUGAAUGUUAGCCAUAAACAUUAUACUGGAGCCUGGGAUGAUGCCAAGGCAAAAGGCUAUGACUUUAAAUUGGAAGCUCUUUCAUUCAAGCAUGCGAAAUCUUCCAGAGAAAUUGCCAGUGAGUAUAAAUACAAACAAACUUACGAGAGACAGAAAGGUCAUUACAUUGGAACCCCUUCAGUCAAAGAGGAUCCUAAACUUUCAUGGGCUGCGCGAGUAAUGAAAAUGCAAAAUGACCGUCUCUAUAAACAAGCAUACCACAAUUCAAAAGCCAAGAUCACCAUUCCCUAUGAAAUGGUGGCUAUCCAGGCAGCCAAACAAGGGCAGGCUUUAGCCAGCGACAUUGAUUACCAUCAUUAUUUGCACCAGUGGUCUUGUCUGCCGGAUCAGAAUGAUGUGAUCCAAGCAAAGAAAGCAUAUGAACUUCAGAGCGACGCUGUGUAUAAGUCAGAUCUAGAAUGGCUCCGUGGGAUUGGAUGGAUACCAAGUGGGUCUCCAAUAGUGAAAAGAGUCAAAUUUGCCCAGGAAAUCCUGAGUGACAAUGUAUACCGCACUCCUGCUGACCGUCUGAAGUUCACCAACAUUGUUGAUACACCGGACGUGGUCCUUGCUAAAACCAAUGCGGCACAAAUCAGUAUUCCUAAAUACCGAGAAGUUUGGGAUAAAGAUAAAGUUAUGAUCCAUGUGAUGCCUGACACACCUGAAAUAAUGCUUUCCAAGGCCAAUUCCAUCAACGUAAGCAAGAAACUCUAUAGGGACGCUUGGGACGAUGUAAAGAAAUACAUUGAUUACAGGGUGGACGCAAUUCCAAUCAGAACCGCCAAAGCCUCAAGAUUAAUUGCCAGUGAUUACAAGUACAAAGAAGGUUACCGUAAGCAAGUAGGACACCACGUUGGAUUCCGGAACAUCCAUGACGACCCCAAGCUAGUAUUGGCGAUGCAUGUAGCCAAAUUGCAGAGUGAGAGGGAAUACAAGAAACAUUUUGAGAAGUUUAAAACCAAGUUUAAUAGCCCAGUGGACAUGCUAUCCAUCUUGUUGGCCAAGAAAUGCCAGAAACUGGUUAGUGACAUUGAUUACCGCCGGUACCUCCAUGAAUGGAUAUGUUUGCCUGAUCAAAAUGAUGUCAUCCAAGCCAAGAAAGCCUAUGAGUUGCAAAGUGACGCUGUUUAUAAAUCUGACCUAGAAUGGCUACGAGGAAUUGGCUGGAUGCCAAGUGAUUCUGUCUCUGUCAACCAUGUCAAACAUGCUCAGGCCCUUAUUAACGAGAGGUUAUAUCGUACCAAAGCUGAUAGACUGCCAUUUACUCCGGUGGCUGACAGGGUUGAUUAUAUCACAGCCAAACAAGGUGGAGAAAUACUUAGCGAUGUUAAAUACCACCAGGAAUGGAAUAAUAUCAAGGCCAUUUAUACACUAACAGAUACACCUCGGUUGCAAGCAGUUAAAAAAGCAGCUAGGAUUCUUAAUGAGCAUCUGUACAAGGACAGCUGGGAGAAACAUAAAGCUACUGGCUACAGUUUGCCUCCUAACAGCGUGCCAUUUCGUCAUGCCAAGCAUUCUGAUAAUAUCCAAAGUGAGCUAAAAUAUAAGGCGGAUUAUGUCAUCCAAAGAGGCCACUAUGUUGGAGUCAAUAAUAUGAGAGAGGAUCCAAAACUGGUGUGGUUUGAGCAUGCUGGCAAGAUUCAGAAUGACAGGUUGUACAAAGAAUCUUAUCACAAAACAAAGUCCCACAUUCACAUACCCCCAGAUAUACGCUCCGUGAUUGCAGCCAGAGAUUGCCAGGAGAUUGUCAGUGAAAUUCCAUAUCGUCAUUACCUUCAUGAAUGGACAUGUCAUCCUGACCAAAAUGACUGCAUCCAGGCAAAGAAAGCCUAUGACCUUCAAAGUGAUAACCUUUAUAAAUCUGAUCUUGAAUGGCUCCGUGGCUGUGGUUGGAUUCCAUUAGAUUCGGUGGAUCAUCGGAGAGUAAAGAAUGCUCAGGAUUUAAUAAACAAGAGAAUCUACACAAAGGAAGCCAUUGAUAAUUUUGACCAUUUCACAUCCGUUGAAGACACUCCAGAUGUGGUUUUGGCAAAGGCAAACUCGAUCAUGCAGAGUGACGUGAAAUACAAAGAAACCUUUAACCUUCAAAAAGGCCACUACAUCGGUUCUGAUGACACACCAGCCUUGAAUCAUUCCAGACAGAUGGUAAAACUCUACAGCGAUUACAUCUACAAGGAUGCUUGGGAAUCAAACAAGGCUUACGGUUACACUUUGCCUCCAGACUACAUCCCAAUUGUUGGUGCCAAACAUGCCGAUUAUAUUAACAGUGAGCUCAAAUAUAAAACAACAUACGAGAAGCUAAAGGGCCAUUAUCUGGCGGGGAAAGAUAAAAAAGACUUUCCAAGUGUGCUCCAUUGUCUUGCUUUCCAAAAAAUGCGGAGUGCGUUGGCCUACAGGAAAAGUUAUGAAGACACCAAGGCACAUAUUCAUAUCCCAAGUGACAUGAUCAACCAUGUGCUGGCUAAGAAGUGUCAGUAUAUCCUCAGUGACCUUGAAUACCGAACCUACCUACACCAGUGGAACUGUUCCCCUGAAGAGAAUGAUGUGGUGCUGGCUCGAAAGGCUCAGGAGAUUUUGAGUGAUGUGAUAUACAAAGAUGAUUUAACAUGGCUGAAGGGAAUUGGAUGCUACGUGUGGGACACUCCUCAAAUCCUGCAUGCCAAGAAGUCCUAUGACCUUCAGAGUCAACUGAAAUACACAAAACAAGGGAAGGACAAUUUACCGAACUAUGGCGUGGUUAUGGACACUCCAGUUUAUGUAACUGCCGUUCAGAGUGGUCACAAUGCUAGUGAGCUGAGAUAUAAAGAACACUACCAUAAAACAAAGGACAAAUAUACCACAGUAGUGAAAACAGCAGAUCAUGAUAGGAUCCAGAAUCUCAAGCACCUCUUCAGUAAUAAUGUAUACAAGAAACUGUGGGAGAAAAUCAAGUCCAUCACUUAUAAAUUGCCUCCUGAUGCCGUGCCUUUCGUUCGUGCUAGGCAGCUGAAAUAUAAUGCCAGUAUUGUGAAAUAUCGGGAAGAGUAUGAUAAAUUCAAAGCUCUCUACACUAUACCUAAAGGUGUCCAGGAUGAUCCCAACACUGCAAGAUGCUUACGAGUUGGCAAGCUGAACAUUGAUCGCUUAUACAGAGACGUCUAUGAAAAGAACAAGGCUAAAAUCCAUAUUGUGCCAGACAUGGUGGGCAUUGUGACAGCUAAGAAAACACAGAAGAAAAUCAGUGAAGUUGAUUAUCGUGUCCAUCUCCAUCAGUGGGCUAGUAUUCCAGAUCCUCAUGCCAAUAUUCUUGCCCGAAAAGUCAAUAAUCAACUUAGUGAUGUUGUAUACAAAGAUGAUCUCAACUGGCUCAAAGGCAUUGGCUGUUUUGUUUGGGACACUCCUGAAAUUCUUCAUGCUAAACAUGCCUAUGACCUUCGCAAUCUUCUCAAAUACAAGGCGGAGGCAGAGAAAAUGAAGAGCAAAUAUUCGGUAGUCACACACACACCUCUCUAUGUUCAAAAUGUGCUCAGUGGCAAGAAUCUGAGUGAAGCUGUUUACCGCCAUAACUACGUGCAUCAUAUCAAAGGGAAAUAUACAUCAACAAAUAAGACAGUGGAUCUGGAGCGGGCAAAUCGGGCUUACAAGAUACAGAGUGAACCUCUCUACCGAAAUGCUGGCUUGCAUGCCCUUCCCACUGGAUACAAACUCCCACCAGAUACCCCUGGUUUCAAGCAUGCUAAACAUGCCUACUAUAUUGGCAGCGAUAUAAAAUAUAAAGAAAUUUUUGAACACAUCAAGGGCACUGGUUACAAUUUUGGGCCCAAAGCUGUUCCAUUUGUACAUACAAGGAAAGUCAAUAAAAUCCUUAAUGAGAGAAUGUAUCGGGAAGUAUAUCACAAAAAUAAAGAUAAGAUUCAUACUACACCUGAUACUCCACACAAUCGCCAAGUGAAAAUAAACCAAGAAGCUUUCAGUGAUCUUAUCUACAAGACUGAUUUCUUCAGGAUGCAAGGGCACUUGAUUUCCUUACCGUUUACUCCAGAAACUGUACACAACCGUUACGUUGGAGAAAUUACAAGUGAUAUUAAAUACAAAAGUGAUCUACAAUGGCUCAAAGGUCUGGGCUGCUUCCUGUAUGAUACUCCGGAUAUGGUCCGUUCAAGGCAUUUACGUAAACUUUGGUCUCAUUAUGCAUACACUGAUGCUGCCAAGAAAAUUCAAGAUAAGUACUCUGUGGUUCUGGACACCCCUGUUUAUAGAAAAGACCAGGAGCUAAAGACUCACCUUAGUGAGAUUGUAUACAGAGCUGCGGGUAAAGAGGCAAAGACUAAGUACACAUCAGUCCUUGAUACACCAGAUUUCAAAAGAGCCAAAAGGGGGCAAAAACUGCAGAGCCAGUACUUGUAUGUUGAACUCGCUACCAAGGAAAGACCACAUCACCAUGCUGGAGAUCAGACGCCUGCCUUAAAACUUGCUAAGCAUGUGAAGGACUUUGCCAGUGAGAAAAAAUACAGAUCACUCUACGAUAAACUAAAGGAUAAAUAUGUAACAGUCCCAGAUACACCAAUCCUCAUCAGAGCUAAGAAAGCUUAUCUGAAUGCCAGUGAUCUGCGGUACAAAGAAACAUUUGAGCGAACAAAGGGUAAAUACCACACUGUAAAGGAUGCCUUAGAUAUUGUCUAUCACCGCAAGGUCACUGAUGAUAUUAGCAAAAUAAAAUAUAAAGAAAAGUACAUGAGUGAAUUAGGAUUUUGGAGAUCUAUCCCAGACCGGCCAGAACAUUACCACCAUCGUGCAGUCACCGAUGCAGUUAGUACUGUUAAAUAUAAGGAAGAUUUAACUUGGCUCAAAGGCAUUGGAUGCUACGCAUGGGAUACUCCUGAUCUUGUCCUUGCAGGAAAAAAUAAGGCUCUGUAUAGUCCAUAUAAGUACAAGGAAACAUUUGAAAAGACAAAAUCCAAGUUCAAGUAUGUUGCUGACACACCAAUUAACAGACAUUUUAAAUAUGCUACUCGGUUGAUGGAUGCGAAAUUGUACAAAUCUGACUAUGAGAAGAAGAAGGAUAAGUAUUCCUUGGUGGUGGAUGACCCUAAAACCUUGCUGGCCAAAUGGGGAGGAGAGUUAAGCAGUCAGUACAAGUACAAAAGGCUGUAUGAAAAACAAAAGGACAAAUUUACAAGUGUUGUGGAUACUCCAGAACAUCUGAGGACUACCAAAGUCAACAAGCUAAUCAGUGAUAUUCUUUAUAAACUGGAAUUCCAGAAAGCCAAACCAAAGGGAUAUACUAGCAUUCACGAUACUCCCAUGAUUCUCCACGUACGGAAGGUCAUGGACAGAAUAAGUGAACUGAAAUACAAAGAACUCUAUCAACAGAACAAAUCUCACUGCAAUGUGGUACCAGAUUCAGUUCACAUUAAAGCUGCUAAGCAGGCUUACAAAGUGAACAGCAAUCUGGAUUACAAGAAGAAAUAUGAAGCAACCAAAGCUCACUGGCACUGGACUAUAGAUAGACCUGACUUUAUCCAAGCUGCUAAGACAUCCUUGCAACAGAGUGAUUAUGAAUACAAGCUUGACCGAGAAUACCUCAAAGGAUGCAAGUUGUCUGUAACAGAUGACAAAAACACAGUGUUGGCAUUGCAGAAUGCAAUCUUGGCAAGUGAUUUAAAAUAUAAAGAGAAGCACAACAAGGAACGGGGAAGCAUCCUGCCUGUUCCAGACACUCCUCAGAUCCUUCUUGCCAAGAUGGUUAGCUCUCUUGUGUCUGAGAACAAGUACAAAGAGCAUGUGAAGAAACAUCUCCCCCAUGGAUCUUUCACAAAAUUGCCAGAAACACGGGAUACUGUUCAUGUCAAAAAAGUCACCAGUAACGUCAGUGAGACAAAUUAUAAAAAGAAAUUUCAAAAACAAAAAGGCAAAUCAGAUUAUUCCAUCAUGGUGGAACCUCCUGAUGUGAAGCACGCCAUGGAUGUGGCAAAGAAACAGAGUACUAUUGAAUAUAAAAAAGAUGCCAAAUCACAGCUCCAUUAUACCACUGUGGCAGAUCGACCUGAUAUUAUGAAGGCCACACAAGUCUCCCAUUUAGUCAGCGAUAUUGAAUAUAAAGGCAAAGGUCGCAAAGAUGCUGGAGUAGGAGUCACCAUGCUUGGACGUCCAGAUAUUGAACUUGCCAAAGAAGUGUCCAAACUAACUAGCCAGAUCAAGUACAAAGAAAGGUUUGAUAAAGAAAAAGGAAAGAAGCCUCAAUAUGAUCUGAAGGAGAGCAAGAUCUACAAGACCUUGAAAGAUGCUCACCACAUCGCAAGUGAGAUUAAAUAUAAGGCCGAUCUGAAGAAACUUCACAAGCCAGUGACUGAUAUGUCUGAAUCUCUUGCGAUGAAUCAUGUUUUGAACACCAGCCACCUAGCCAGCAGUUACCAGUACAAGAAGCAGUACGAGAGGAAUAAAGGUCACUACCACGUGAUUCCAGAUAACCUCGAACAGCUCCAUCUAAAGGAGGCCUCAGAACUUCAGAGCAUAGUGAAAUACAAGGAAAAAUAUGAAAAGGAAAGAGGAAAACCCAUGCUGGACUUUGAAACACCUACAUAUAUCACUGCUAAGGAAGCCCAACAGAUGCAGAGUGAGAAAGAAUAUAAGAAAGAUUUUGAAGAGUCCAUUAAGGGCCGGAAUCUUACCGGUUUGGAGGUUACACCAUCUUUACUGCACGUCAAAUAUGCCACUAAAAUAGCAAGCGAGAAAGAAUACAGGAGAGAUUUAGAAGAAGGUGUAAAAGGCAAAGGUCUAACCAUUCUCGAAGAGACACCAGAUUUACUGAGAGCAAAGAAUGCAACCUAUAUCUUGAAUGAGAAAGAAUACAAGAAAGCUCUGGAGAUGGAAAUCAAAGGAAGAGGACUAACAGACCUUGCAUUGGAGACACCUGAUUAUAUGAGGGCAAAGAAUGCCACAGAUAUUGCUAGUGAGCUUAAGUAUAAGCACUCUGCAGAAAUGGAAAAAGCCAAUUAUACCACAGUUGUUGACACUCCAGAAAUCAUCCAUGCACAUCAUGUGAAGAACUUUUCCAGUAAGAAAAAGUAUAAGGAGGACGCAGAGAAAACCAUGCCAUACUAUGUGUCCGUGCUGGAGACUCCAGAAAAUCAGCGGGUCCGAGAAAAUCAAAAGAAUUUUAGCAUGCUUCAGUAUCAACAUGAUCUGCAGGACAGUAAGGGAAAAGUCACCGUUGUAAAUGAAACACCAGAAAUAAUACGAGUUAAAGAAAACCAGAAAAAUUUCAGCUCGGUUUUAUACAAAGAUAUCAUUGGAACAGGAACAGCAAUUGAAAAAACACCAGAGACACAGAGAAUUAGAAAAACCACAGAUGCCAUUAGCACGAUUAAGUACAAGGAACAGAUUGGAAAAGGAACUCCCAUUCCUGACCUUCCUGAAGUAAAACGGGUCAAGGAGACGCAGAAACACAUCAGCUCGGUAAUGUACAAAGAGAAUGCAGGGCAAGGAACUGCAAUACCAAGUACGCCAGAAAUAGAGAGAGUCAGACGCAAUCAAGAACACAUUAGCUCGGUGUUGUACAAAGAGAAUGUAGGGAAAGCGACUCCAACUCCUGUCACUCCAGAGAUGGAGAGAGUCAAACGCAAUCAAGAGCACAUUAGCUCGGUGUUGUACAAAGAGGACAUAGGGAAAGGAACUCCUACCCCUGUCACUCCAGAGAUGGAGAGAGUCAAACGCAAUCAAGAACAUAUUAGCUCGGUUAUCUACAAAGAAAAUUUGGGGAAAGCAACCCCAACACCAGUUACUCCUGAGAUGGAAAGAGCCAAACGCAAUCAAGAAAACAUUAGCUUGAUCCUCUAUUCGGAUAGCUUCCGGAAGCAAGUACAAGGUAAAGCACCCUUUGUCCUGGAUACUCCUGAAAUGAGGCGAGUUCGAGAGACACAACGGCACAUUUCCACAGUGAAAUACCAUGAAGACUUUGAAAAGACCAAAGGUAGCUUCACACCUGUUGUCACAGACCCCAUAACAGAACGUGUAAAGAAGAAUAUGCAAGACUUCAGUGACAUUAACUAUAGGGGCAUUCAGAGAAGAGUUGUAGAAAUGGAGCAGAAACGAAUUGGUCAGGAUCAAGAACUGAAUAAUCUAACAGGCCUUCGUGUAUGGCGAACCAAUCCUGGAUCAGUCUUUGACUAUGACCCAGCAGAAGAUAACAUUCAGUCGAGAAGCUUACACUUGCUGGCAGUUCAAGCCCAGCGACGUAGCCGAGACCAUUCACGUUCUGCCAGUGCUGUCAGUCUCAGUGGUGGGGAUGAAAAAUCUGAGCAUUCGGAGACCGCUGAUCAGCAUUUGUCAUAUUACAGCAAUGGAGGUUUCUUUCCUACGACUACAACAGUGGAUUACAAACAUGCCAAAACUGUAGAGCUGCCACAACAAAGGUCAUCAUCUGUUGCGACUCAACAGACUACAGUAUCUUCCAUCCCCUCUCAUCCAUCUACUGCAGGGAAGACUUAUCGUGCUAUGUAUGACUACACAGCAGCGGAUGCUGAUGAAGUCUCUUUCAAAGAUGGUGAUGCAAUCGUCAACGUCCAAGCCAUCGAUGAAGGAUGGAUGUAUGGAACUGUGCAAAGAACAGGCAAAACCGGCAUGCUUCCAGCCAACUACGUAGAAGCAGUUUAAAUGGAGGAGACUCACACUGACAUGGACAAUAAGAGGGCCCUUUAUGCCACAUCAGUUCAGUACAAUUCAUAAGUCGCCAAAGACCCUUAUUGUUUUCUCUCUCUUGAUACAGGUGAAGAAUUGUCUGGCAUCUAAAACUUUCAGGAAACAUUAUCAAUCCUAGUUUAACUAGGUGUUUUAAGAGAGUUUUGGGUACCCGAAAUUCAGGACGUCACCCCUCUUUUAAUCCAUCCGAAUUUGCACGAUUCAGUUUACUUUCAUGAAUCAUGGAAUUGUGUUUGUUGACGUGGUUUUGUCUUCUCAAGAGAUGCAGUGAUCACAGACGAUAAACACAACCGAAUGUAUCCAUGUCUGUUUCUAGUAUACAACACCUUAAACUAGUUAAAAGUGGAAAGCCUCUCGUCUGCUCUACUUAAGAGAAUGCUGAUGUGAUGCAUGCAUUUUUAACCUGCGUGUUCUUGGGUCGCAGUGGUGUUAAUUUUCUCUCAAAUUAGUGACUAAUAAAUGUCAUGUUUCCGCAAAA